AUGCUAUGGCGAUACUGGAGUCCAUUGCUCCUAUUCAGCUACAUUGCCACACUCAUACUAGCAGAACAGGUUAAAUUUGACAUUUAUGGAGACAGCAACAACUUCCCACCAAUUGGAGAUACCAACAACAACAACAGUGCCACCACUCUUGCAUCCAAAUAUGGAACCAUUGCCAAUAAUUCAUUAUUGUGGGGUCCAUACCGAUCAGCAUUGUAUUUCGGAAUCCGACCAAGAAUCCCCAAAUCUUUACUUUCCGGAUUAAUGUGGUUCCCCAUUACUGAUUAUAAAUCGAUGGGUAAGAUCCGUCAUUUUUAUGAACAGUUUGAUCGUAUGGGUAGAGCCAAUUGGAUAUCGUAUGAUCCAAGGAUUGGUGGCCGCCAAUUGAUCCAAGAUGAUGAUUUACAGUUUGAUAUUAUUAUUGAUUUUAUUAAAUCGCAAGAAGGAUUAUCAUGGGCAGUUAAAGUUAAAGCUGUACCUCAUAGAGGCAAUGAAGACGGUAUGAUUUCGUUUGUGUGGUAUACAGGAUUAGAAGGCGAAAAGAAUGAAGUGGAUGAAAUCACGGGUCAAAGGGAAAGAAGUGGAUAUUUCCGAUUAGAUAAUAGUGCCAAAGACGGAGGAUAUCAAGGGAAACUCACCUUUGGUGGAAUAUCGGAAGAAUUGGGAGCAUUUAGUCUUGAAAUAAAUGAUGGACCUAGUAGUAAUAAACACCCAAGGGGCAAGGCAGGGGCCGGUAGAGAAUUAGAUCCAACAUUAACUCAUCAUUUGAGUCUUACUGUGCCUGAUGGCAACGUAUGGCAAGCUCGUGAUAUAUUUGUUACAAUCUUGCAAGAGUCAAUCGGCCAAAUUUCCGAGGCAAACAAUGGCAAAGUUGAUCAUUUACCUCCUGAGAAUUUAUUCAUUAUUCGAGAUUUGUACCACUUUGAAGGUAAUUUACAUUUUGUUCAGAAAAUUUAUCAAGGUGCAUGUGAAUUUGAUAUCAUUUAUACAAAUGUAUUCACGCCUGAUGCUGAUAAAUUAACUUUUAAUAAUAUUGACCAUCGAAUUGAAGAAUCUUUACAAAAGUUGGAUAAUGAUUUCGCUAGUCAUUUCCAAAUACAGCCGCCGUUCAAUUCAAAGCCAUAUUACGAGUUCGCCAAGGAAAUGUUAUCCGGUUUACUUGGUGGAAUAACCUAUAUGUAUGGUGACCAUUUAGUCGAUAGAGAGACCAUAUUUGACGAAGAGACAUUUGAAUCAUAUCAAUUGAAAGGAUCAUUUGAAGGGCCAUAUGAAUUGUUUACUUUGGUUCCAUCGCGCCCAUUUUUCCCUAGGGGGUUUUAUUGGGAUGAAGGAUUCCAUUUGUUGCCGUUAUUAGAUUACGAUUCUGAUUUGGUGUUGGAUGUUGUUAAAUCAUGGUUUAAUUUGAUUGAUGACGAUGGAUGGAUAGCUAGAGAACAGAUUUUGGGGACCGAGGCUAGGUCAAGAGUGCCGAAAGAGUUCCAAGUUCAAAGUCCGCAUAUUGUUAAUCCACCGACAUUGACUUUGGUCUUGAGUAAGUUGCUUGAUUUUGCUGCUUCGGGAAAGGGAGAUAUUGAUUCAUUUGGAAAUAUUGACGAACCAGUGGAUUUAAACGAAGGUGAUGUUCCCUUGGGUAAAUUUAUCUUGAAUAAUCCUGAAGUUUUGGUUAACUAUACCAACGACGUUUAUCCUAAGUUGAAAUCACAUUUUGAAAUGUUUCAAAGAACGCAACAAGGGUUUAUUCCAAACGACGAAGAAGAAGAGGGAACGGGUGUUUCUGAUGCAAUUAAAAACUCGCGAGUAUAUCGCUGGAGAGGCAGUACAUUGACUCAUUGUCUAGCUAGUGGAAUUGACGAUUACCCUCGUGCUUCACCUCCUGACAUUAGCGACUUGAACGUUGAUUUAAUCUCAUGGGUUGGCGUCAUGGCCCGAUCACUUCGUUUAAUGGCUGAAAUAUUACAUAAAGAUGAAGCUGAAGUGGCAAACUUGAAGCAAAUUGAACAAGAUAUUAUCGAUAAUAUCCAAUCCGUGCAUUGGUCAUCCAAUGACGAGGCAUAUUGUGACGUGACAUUGAAUGAAGACGAUGAAUUGGUUCAUGUUUGUCAUAAAGGAUACGUGUCCUUGCUUCCAUUUAUAACCAAAUUGAUCCCCGUCGAUGAUGUCACCAAAUUGGCAAAUGUAAUUAACCUAAUCACUAACCCCAAUGAAUUAUGGUCAGAUUACGGUAUUCGAUCAUUAUCGAAAUCAGAUGAAUUUUACAAGACCAAGGAAAAUUAUUGGCGCUCACCAAUUUGGAUCCAUAUCAAUUACUUAAUUUUACAAAAUAUUAAAGAUUAUUACCAGGAUUCGUCAAGUUACUUGUCAAAUGAAUUGAAAAAGAAGUUUAGUGACGCCUAUCACGAUUUAAGAGUCAAUUUGAUUAACAAUGUGUAUAAUCAAUGGCAGAAAACGGGGUUUGUUUGGGAACAAUAUGAUGAUGAGACUGGCGAAGCAAAGGGAGCUAAAAACUUUUUGGGCUGGACAUCAACUAUUUUGUUGAUUUUGACCAUGCCUGAGAGGAUAUAG
This is a messenger RNA of Lodderomyces margitis, 2559 nucleotides long. RefSeq names its product Cwh41p (gene CWH41). NCBI's taxonomy places the organism in Eukaryota, Fungi, Ascomycota, Pichiomycetes, Serinales, Debaryomycetaceae. Bases 1 to 2559 code for a protein of 852 amino acids. The transcript has a single exon. Gene Ontology annotation, cellular component: endoplasmic reticulum membrane. The record is from RefSeq and is a predicted model, not a curated record. Gene Ontology annotation, molecular function: Glc3Man9GlcNAc2 oligosaccharide glucosidase activity. Gene Ontology annotation, biological process: oligosaccharide metabolic process; protein N-linked glycosylation.